Molecule: messenger RNA, 2909 nt
Organism: Thalassophryne amazonica
Lineage: Eukaryota; Metazoa; Chordata; Actinopteri; Batrachoidiformes; Batrachoididae
Gene: afg3l2
Product: AFG3-like AAA ATPase 2
Exons: 17
Coding region: 115-2499 (794 amino acids)
Biological process (GO): mitochondrial protein processing; protein-containing complex assembly
Cellular component (GO): membrane; m-AAA complex
Molecular function (GO): ATP-dependent peptidase activity; zinc ion binding; ATP hydrolysis activity
Source: RefSeq, a predicted model, not a curated record
ACAUACGGAGUAGCAGAAGAAGACGCGGUAAAGAUGGCGCUCUUGCGGAGCUAGCUUCCAGUGAUCGUCACUUUUUGGUUUUCCUGCUGAAGGGACGCUGUUCUUGUCCUGACGAUGGCUUUCCGCUACCUGCGGCUGGCCGCCGGCAGCAGGCGGAUCCUCCGGAACCUGCCGGUGUCCACCGCCGGAGCCACACUGGCCAUGACUUCAUCCAGCACCUCAGCAGCUUUGAUUGAGAAGAGUCGGAGUCUGCUGACUGAUCUGCUCGGAGCUUACAGGUGCCUGAGUUCCAGACCCCCAAAAGGAUUUGAGAAAUACUUCCCAGAAAAUGAGAAAAAUUCAAAAAGCAAGAAAACUGAAGCGGAACCUAAAGAUGGAAAACCUGCCAACACUCCGAAACAGUCAGGAGGAGGAGGAGGGGGAGGAGGAGGGAAACAAGGAGGCCGCAAGGAGGAGUCUCACUGGUACAGCCGCCUGCUGAAGGGUGACGUUCCCUGGGAUGAUAAGGAGUUCCGUAUGAUCAUACUCUGUUGUACAAUGUUUUGGGGUGCCAUUGGCUACUACACGUUCGUGCGAGACGCCGGCAGAGAGGUCACUUGGAAGGACUUUGUCAACAGCUAUCUGUCCAAAGGAGUGGCGGACCGUUUGGAGGUCAUCAACAAGCGCUACGUCAAAGUGGUUUUCUCUCCUGGGAAGUCUCCGGUGGAUGGGCAGUACGUGUGGUUCAACAUUGGCAGCGUGGACACGUUUGAGAGGAAUCUGGAGGCGGCUCAGACCGAGCUGGGCAUCGAGAGCGAGGACAGGCUCCCUGUGGUUUACGCCACCGAGCGCGAUGGAAGUUUCCUGCUGAGCAUGCUCCCAACGCUGCUCAUCAUGGGCUUCCUGCUCUUCAUGCUGCGUCGUGGAGUCACGGGCUCCGGGCGUCCUGGCCGUGGGAUGGGCGGGCUGUUCAGCGUUGGUGAGACAACGGCAAAGAUCCUGAAAGAUGAAAUUGAUGUGAAGUUCAAAGACGUGGCUGGCUGUGAGGAGGCCAAGCUGGAGAUCAUGGAGUUUGUCAACUUCCUAAAGAACCCCAAACAGUACCAGGAUCUGGGUGCCAAGAUCCCCAAGGGGGCCAUUUUAACAGGUCCUCCAGGAACAGGAAAGACUCUGCUGGCCAAAGCAACAGCUGGUGAAGCCAAUGUCCCAUUUAUUACGGUCAAUGGCUCAGAGUUUCUGGAGAUGUUUGUGGGCGUCGGCCCUGCCAGGGUCAGAGACCUGUUUGUCAUGGCGAGAAAAAACGCACCCUGCAUCCUCUUCAUUGAUGAGAUCGAUGCUGUGGGGCGCAAACGAGGGCGAGGAAACUUUGGGGCGCAGAGCGAGCAAGAAAACACACUGAACCAGCUGCUGGUGGAGAUGGAUGGGUUCAACACAGCCAGCAACGUGGUGGUUCUGGCAGGAACCAACAGACCGGACAUCCUGGACCCGGCACUAAUGAGGCCCGGACGGUUCGACAGACAGAUUUAUAUUGGUCCGCCAGACAUCAAAGGACGAGCGUCCAUUUUCAGAGUUCACCUCCGACCUCUGAAGCUGGAAGUAGACAUGGACAAAGACGCUCUCGCCAAGAAGAUGGCUGCUCUCACACCGGGCUUUUCCGGUGCUGACAUUGCUAAUGUUUGUAAUGAGGCGGCACUGAUCGCUGCUCGCCACCUGUCUGAUGCCAUCAACCAGCAACACUUUGAACAGGCCAUUGAGCGAGUCAUCGGCGGUCUGGAGAAGAAGACUCAGGUCCUCCAGCCAGAGGAGAAGAAAACUGUGGCAUACCACGAGGCCGGCCAUGCCGUUGCUGGAUGGUUCCUGGAACAUGCCGACCCACUGCUGAAGGUGUCCAUCAUUCCCCGAGGGAAAGGCCUGGGAUACGCACAGUACCUGCCCAAAGAGCAGUACCUGUACACAAAGGAGCAGCUGCUGGACCGCAUGUGCAUGAUGCUGGGAGGCCGUGUGUCUGAAGAAAUCUUCUUUGGCAGGAUAACCACCGGAGCGCAGGACGACCUACGCAAGGUCACCCAGAGCGCCUACGCACAGAUUGUGCAGUUUGGGAUGAACGAGAAGGUGGGUCAGGUGUCCUUUGACCUGCCUCGGCAGGGUGACAUGGUUCUGGAGAAACCGUACAGCGAAGCCACGGCUCGUCUCAUUGACGCUGAGGUCCGGAGCCUGAUUGGCGAGGCGUAUCGGCGGACUCUGCAGCUGCUGAGUGACAAGAAGCCUGAUGUGGAGAAGGUGGCGCUGCGGCUGCUGGAGAAGGAGGUCCUGGACAAGGGUGACAUGGUGGAGCUGCUGGGAAAGCGUCCGUUUGCAGAGAGGUCAACGUAUGAGGACUUUGUGGAGGGAACAGGAGGUGCGGACGAGGACACCACGUUGCCUGAAGGACUGAAGGACUGGAACCAAGAGAGGAAGGACAAGGAGGAGAGUCAGGAUGAGCAGGUGGCCCGCCAGAUCUCUGGAGGAAUGCCCUUCUAGAACCUUUUGAAUCUGACCUGAGUCACCUGGUCAUCUGAGAUCUAAAAGCCUCUGACUGACUUCAAGAGUGAAGUUCCAGGAACUCUGUGCCUGUUUCUGGAACCUUCUGCAGAUCUGAGUUCUGGAACCUUCCUGAGUGCUGAGCGCUCACAGGAAAGUUCCACAACUGUGUACUUGCUCCCACACGGCCUCCUCAAGAUGGUUUCCAGCAGUAGGCUUCACCUAUUUUUGAGGAACAGUUUCAUCCUUUUCAGGAAGUUCACUGAACAUGAUUUUUAGUUUUGAAAUGAGAGCAGGAACGGAGCAGAACCUCCAUGUUGUCCCAAAAACAUCACAUUAAAGAAACACUUUACAGUCAAAUUAAAACAUUUUCACUUUGAAAAGGUCUUGAAUAAAAUAUUGGACAGUUC